CGUUUGAAAAGAUUUAAAGCUGCAAUAUAUAAUCUGUACUUGUUCAUGAGACCAAGGCAAACCAUCGGCCAUCCAGUUUCUGUCCUCGUUGCUGUUGGCCACGUGCUGAAGACGACCUUGACCACUUGCCCUUCCAACUCCUGUCAUUCCCUUAUACAACACGAUGACGCGCUUCGUUCUCAUUUUGGCCCUUUCUGGGUUAAGCAUGGGUAGCCUUACUGGCUUUAGCGGCCGAAAGGGCGGGCAACAAAGUGAUUUCGCAGGCAUCGACAACAAACCGCUAUCCUUGAGUGUUUCCUGCUCCUCUCUCGAGACAGAAUGUGACGGCUAUUGCAUUCCCAGCACAGGAGAAUGCUGCUCCUACGGCGACGGAUCAUAUUGCGAGACUGGAGACUACUGCACCAGCGGAGGAUGCUGCGAGGACGGCGAGAUUUGCACCGGCGAGGCUACUGGUUGCGACGAGGGUAAAGAGCUUUGCGGCGACUAUUGUAUACCCGAAGGCUCUGUUUGUUGCACCGACGGCUCUUAUUGCGACAGCGGCGAAACUUGCACCAGUGAUGGGUUCUGCACAACGGGCGGCGACAGCAGCAGUGAAAACGCCACGGAAACUACGCAACCGACUAGUACAUCCACGAACGGGAACGAUGACGGCGACGACGACGACCAGGGCCACACUCUCUGUGCCCGCAAAAGCAGGGGCGGGGGUUCUGACAGCACUGACGACGCUGACGAUGGCGAUAGCGACUGCGGCAACGAUGGCGCCGGCUCGAUUCUCACUCCGAACCUAGCGGGAACACUUUUGGCGGUUGUUAUUCUUCUGCUAUAAUUACUUUGUGUGUAUUUCGUCGAGGAGCACGUUAUAGUGGGAGUUCAAGAGGCUGGAUCAGAGUAUCCUGGGAUGGGUGUAUCAAAGGGCGAGCACUGAAGUUGUGGGAUGGGCCUGUACUAAGUUGCUGUACAUAUUCUUUUCAAGAAUUGUUUCCUCAUUUCUCGAUAUGCGCAUUUGAACC
Molecule: messenger RNA, 1010 nt
Organism: Ilyonectria robusta
Lineage: Eukaryota; Fungi; Ascomycota; Sordariomycetes; Hypocreales; Nectriaceae
Exons: 1
Coding region: 164-826 (220 amino acids)
Source: RefSeq, a predicted model, not a curated record